Molecule: messenger RNA, 282 nt
Organism: Eimeria necatrix
Lineage: Eukaryota; Apicomplexa; Conoidasida; Eucoccidiorida; Eimeriidae
Exons: 2
Cellular component (GO): signal peptidase complex; membrane
Molecular function (GO): serine-type endopeptidase activity
Source: RefSeq, a predicted model, not a curated record
GUGGAGGGCCGCGAAAUCCCAAUUGUUCACCGCGUUCUUAAUCUCCACAAAAACGCCGCAGGAGAAACUCGACUCCUCACGAAGGGCGACAACAACUCCGUAGACGACAGGGGCCUCUACGCCAACAAAGACUUGUGGCUGAAGGACAGCAGCGUGAUGGGCACGACAGUAAUAUACCUUCCCUACAUUGGUCAAGUGACCAUUAUCUUGAACGACUACCCAGUGGUCAAGUGGGCCAUUAUAGGCAGCAUGGUGAUCCUUGCGCUUCUGGGCUACGAGUGA